AUCGGCUCACCCGAUUGGCACGAAGUUUUGCUGUCUAUAGACGCGCUUUGCAGCAUAGUGUGGAUCGGUGGUGUUGUAUAUGAAUGUUUUGACUGCGGAAAUGUUGUUCGUAACAAAAUCUGUGGUGGAAUUUGUUGUUACUUCCGCCCGACAGAAGUUACUCAUUUGCCGCACGACAAAGCUAUUAUCUCGUUCACUGUCUGCUAAAGCAUCUGGGUCAAAUAAAAUAUAUGCUAGUGCUGAAGAAGCUGUGAAGGACAUUCCAGAUGGAGCUAAAAUUUUAGUUGGAGGUUUUGGACUCUGUGGAAUACCGGAAAAUUUAAUAUCUGCAUUACUGGAGACAGGCGUGAAAGAUCUGACUGUUAUAAGCAAUAAUGCUGGAGUAGAUAAUUUUGGCUUGGGACUGCUGUUAAAAGAACAUAGAAUUCGGCGUAUUAUAGCGUCCUAUGUUGGUGAAAAUGCAGAAUUUGAAAGGCAGUAUCUUGCUGGUGAAUUGGAAGUUGAACUUACACCUCAGGGAACUCUUGCAGAACGCAUCAGAGCUGGAGGAGCUGGCAUACCAGCCUUUUACACACCCACUGCUUAUGGGACAUUAGUCCAUGAAGGAGGUGCUCCUAUUAAAUACUCAUCUUCUGGGAAAGUGGAAAUAGCAAGCAAAAAGAGAGCAUCUGCAUCUUUUGAUGGGAAAAAUUAUAUUUUGGAAGAGGCAAUAACUGGUGACUAUGCAAUUGUAAAGGCCUGGAAAGCUGACCCUGUUGGAAAUCUAAUAUUUAGGAAGAGUGCUCGAAACUUUAAUCCAGCUAUGUGUAAAGCUGCUCGCUUGGCCAUUGCUGAAGUUGAAGAGCUAGUGCCACUUGGUGCGAUUCCCCCAGAUGAAGUUCAUCUUCCUGGUAUUUAUGUGGAUCGAGUAAUUGCUGGACAGAAUUAUGAAAAGAGGAUAGAGCAAUUAACCUUACUGAAAAAAUCAAAGAGCUCUUCUGCGGCAAGUUCAAGCCCAGCAGCCGCAAUGCGUGAAAGAAUUAUUAGGCGUGCUGCCCUUGAAUUCAAGGAUGGCAUGUAUGUUAAUCUUGGUAUUGGUAUACCAAUGCUUGCCAGCAACUACAUUCCUGAAGGUAUGUCAGUUUGCAUGCAGAGUGAGAAUGGUAUAUUAGGGCUAGGACCAUUCCCAGCUACUCAGGAAGAGGUUGAUCCAGAUCUGAUUAAUGCUGGCAAACAAACUGUGACAGUUCAACCUGGAGCAUCAUUUUUUAGCAGUGAUGAGAGCUUUGCAAUGAUAAGAGGUGGACACGUUGACCUGACUAUCCUUGGAGCCAUGCAGGUCUCACAGUAUGGUGAUCUUGCUAAUUGGAUGAUACCAGGGAAGCUGGUGAAAGGAAUGGGGGGUGCAAUGGACUUGGUAGCUGCCCCUGGAACAAAAGUGGUUGUGACUAUGGAGCAUACUGCAAAAGGAGGUGCACACAAGAUUCUGUCACAGUGUACAUUACCACUGACAGGGAAAUGCUGUGUAGACAUGAUAAUAACGGAAAAGGGUGUUUUUGAGGUUGAUGCAGAAGAUGGUUUGACACUGGUUGAAAUUGCAGAAGAUACAACUGUGCCAGACAUAAUACAGGCCACAGGAUGCAAUUUUGAAGUAUCAUCAGAUCUGAAACCAAUGGGCAGAGUGAAAGUAAAUGUUGAAGAUGAAUGACACCUCUUAUCACAAGCCUCACGUAAAAACAGAUUCUGCUAAAUCGUUACUCAACAAAUGGCAGAUUCCUGUCUUACGUGGUCAUGAUGAAGAGAAUAAGAUGGUGAUGAUGAUGAUGAUGAUGAGAAUAAAAUGGUGAUUAUAAUUAUAAUGAUGAUGAAGAAAAUAGGAUGGUGAUAAUGACUGUAAAAUUGUGUUUGUAUGCAACACAAAACAACCUGGUAAUUGAGUGAAUGUUGAGAAAAAUUUCAGUAUUGGAAAUGGCUUAACAUUUAUAAAACCAGGACUGAGUGAGUGGGUGUAGUUACUUUUGUCAUUUCAUUGGAGAAUUGAACUAGUUCUUUGUCUUAAGACUAAGCAAUUUAUAAUAAAUGUUCCAAGUUGAAACUUGGUUUUAUUGUUAUAUAAAAGAUGCAACUACCACAGCAAUUUGUGGAUUAAAUUGUUCUGCAUUGUGGCAUUGGUCACUGAAGUCAGUCAUGCUCACAUUAACACAUGUGUUACAGUUUUCCUUUUUGUAACAUUAUCACACUGUUUAGAUCAUUUUGACAUUUUAAUACUGUCAUUUGUCAUUUAAAUCUCAUGAUGGGACAUGAUAUUUUGUUUUAGCCUGAUAAAUUUCAUUUUUGACACUACAGUAUGCAUAUUAAUAAAACAAUGACAUUUUACGUGAAUAAAAUAAUCUACUUUACCAUAACUGUGAAUUGCUGCUUAAUUUCCAUUUUGUAAGAUUUUUAAGAAAUGAACUAUAUUGUAAGACUGAGAGAAACUAUAAAGAAAUUUAACUUUUGUUAUGCCUCGUUUGUAUAUAAAAGCAAGGUGUUGCUUCAGAUUAUGAAAAAUAUUGUUACAAAAAUCUGUAUUUUUUUAUAAUAAAGUUGACUGAAGAAUUUUA
Schistocerca piceifrons (Central American locust) is the source of this 2582-nucleotide messenger RNA. RefSeq names its product succinyl-CoA:3-ketoacid coenzyme A transferase 1, mitochondrial (gene SCOT). The record is from RefSeq and is a predicted model, not a curated record. Bases 80 to 1687 code for a protein of 535 amino acids. NCBI's taxonomy places the organism in Eukaryota, Metazoa, Arthropoda, Insecta, Orthoptera, Acrididae. Gene Ontology annotation, molecular function: succinyl-CoA:3-oxo-acid CoA-transferase activity. The transcript has 11 exons. Gene Ontology annotation, cellular component: mitochondrion. Gene Ontology annotation, biological process: ketone body catabolic process.